AUGUCAGGUUCAGAUUUUUUAACCAAAGGAAUUGAUUUGGUUCAAAAAGCUAUCGAUGCUGACACUGCCACCAGAUAUGAAGAAGCCUACAAAUUAUACUAUAAUGGGUUAGAUUAUCUCAUGUUGGCCAUUAAAUAUGAAAAAAAUCAGAAAUCAAAGGAAUUGAUCAAAUCAAAGUUCACAGAAUAUUUGACUAGAGCUGAACAAUUGAAAGAUCAUUUAGAGAAGCAAACUCAAAAAUCAGAACAGGAUUCUGCUAGUGGAUCCACUAAAUCGAAGAAACCAGGUGAAGCUGGGGGUGAUGAUGAUGAUGCCGAUACAAAGAAAUUACGGGGGGCUUUAGCAGGGGCGAUUUUAUCAGAAAAACCCAAUGUUUCUUGGAGUGAUAUAGCAGGUUUAGAGAGUGCUAAGGAAGCUUUGAAAGAAGCUGUUAUAUUACCUGUAAAGUUCCCUCAAUUGUUCAAAGGAAACCGUAAACCUACUUCAGGUAUUCUAUUAUAUGGACCUCCAGGUACAGGUAAAUCCUAUUUAGCCAAAGCAGUGGCCACCGAAGCCAAUUCUACAUUCUUCUCAGUGUCAUCAUCAGAUUUAGUCAGUAAAUGGAUGGGUGAAUCUGAAAGAUUAGUUAAGCAAUUAUUUACUAUGGCUAGAGAAUCCAAACCUUCAAUUAUUUUCAUUGAUGAAGUUGAUGCAUUAUGUGGACCAAGAGGUGAAGGAGAAAGUGAAGCAUCCAGAAGAAUCAAAACAGAAUUAUUGGUUCAAAUGAAUGGUGUGGGUAAUGAUUCAAGUGGAGUUUUGGUUUUAGGAGCGACUAAUAUUCCAUGGCAAUUAGAUGCAGCCAUUAGAAGAAGAUUUGAAAGAAGAAUCUAUAUUCCAUUACCUGAUGAAGAUGCUAGAACUAGAAUGUUUGAAAUCAAUAUUGGUGAAGUACCUUGUGAAUGUACACCCCAAGAUUAUAGAACUUUAGCUUCCAUGACUGAUGGUUAUUCUGGUCAUGAUAUAGCUGUGGUGGUAAGAGAUGCUUUAAUGCAACCAAUAAGAAAAAUUCAACAAGCUACUCAUUUCAAACCUGUUUUGGAAGAUGGAAUGGAAAAAUUAACUCCUUGUUCACCAGGAGAUCAAGGUGCUAAAGAAAUGGGAUGGCAAGAUAUUGAAACUGAUGAAUUAAAAGAACCAGAUUUAACCAUUAAAGAUUUUAUAAAGUCCAUUAAGAGUAAUAGACCAACUGUUAAUGAUUCUGAUAUCGAAAAUCAUGUCAAAUUUACUGAAGAUUUCGGUCAAGAAGGUAAUUAA
Messenger RNA from Yamadazyma jaroonii, 1293 nucleotides. The record is from the annotation of a GenBank genome assembly. Lineage: Eukaryota; Fungi; Ascomycota; Pichiomycetes; Serinales; Debaryomycetaceae.